AUGCCGGAUCGCGAAGCAAAUGGAUCGGGGCAAAUGGUCGAAUUGGUGAGCGUUCUUUUUCUGACCGGGACGAGGCAUGCUUCGGGACCGGCGGCCACGAAGCACAAAGUGGGUAAUAAUCCGGACAAGGACCACCCAAUCCAAGACAAAGUUAAAGGAUCGACGUACGGCGUUCUUGCGGGUUUCUACUUUAUCCGUAAAGCGAACAGAGAGCGGAAGUUCUUGUCGCCGUGGGCGCUCGAGGGCAGAAGACGGGCCGGCGAAGCCAAGCAGGUCCUCUGGCUCGGCUGCUGGCGCGGGGGAGGAGGAGGUGGUGGCCAAGAAGACGGGCAGGCAGUGAAGGAAUGGGCAGGGCAGGGAAGGGAAUGGAAGGGCAGGAGUGGGGGCGGGGCGGGGAGCGCGAGUCAGAGCUCCGGUGGGGGAGGGGGGCAGUGA
Molecule: messenger RNA, 435 nt
Organism: Marchantia polymorpha subsp. ruderalis
Lineage: Eukaryota; Viridiplantae; Streptophyta; Marchantiopsida; Marchantiales; Marchantiaceae
Source: the annotation of a GenBank genome assembly